UGUAGAGGAUAGGCAAGGGCUUCAUGUGCUGAGGCGGUGGAUGGCGUUGACGCAGAGGAGAGGAGACAGCCAGGAGACCACCAGGAUGUGGUUUCUUUGUCUACACUAAAAGAGCCGGGUGCCAGUGAUUUGACAGCAGUGAAAAGAAGAAAAAAAAAUCUUGAUCAAAUUCCAGGAGUCUUUUUUCUGGACUUGCGUGAGGAAGAUGAGAAUGUGGAGGGUUUUGGCUCUGCUCUCUGUGGUGGUCUGCCUGUGCGGAGGUCAGAAGGGGGGGCAGGAGACGUCUCUCGGGGAUAAAGGCAAAACACAAUGCAACACCUGCUCCAACCUGACCCAAGUCCUGGACAACUGGAAGUAUGCCAUCAUGACCCAGGUGAAGGACCUACUUGUCAACGACCACACUUCGGUCCUACCAGAAUAUUCCAGGAUCCAGCCCCUGUCUGAGGCUAUGGGGGACCUCUACAAGCAGUUCAACGCUCUGAAGGAAGAGCUGGGGAGACUCACCUCCAAGUUUGACAGGGUGGAGGUGUUCGUGGAUGACCUGCAGGCUGGCAAACUGCCCCCUCCCCCUGUGUGGACCGCCCCUCAUCGCCCCGUACAGAGGCUUCCAAUCAGGCUGCCCAUGAGGGCACCACUGGGGGCCCAGAUGAGGGCACCACUGGGGGCCCAGAUGAGGGCACCACUGGGGGCCCAGAUGAGGGCACCGCUGGGGGCCCAGAUGAGGGCCCCAGUCAGGACCAAUUCCACAGCGUUGAGGCCCAUAGGUACAAGACGAAGGAGAGGACCCAGACCGGGGUCCCACGGUGUGUAAGCCAGUCUCUUACAGAUGCCAAGUGCUGUUGUAUAAAUACAUUGACGGAUG
Molecule: messenger RNA, 862 nt
Organism: Hypomesus transpacificus
Lineage: Eukaryota; Metazoa; Chordata; Actinopteri; Osmeriformes; Osmeridae
Exons: 5
Coding region: 206-811 (201 amino acids)
Source: RefSeq, a predicted model, not a curated record